Molecule: messenger RNA, 1986 nt
Organism: Plasmodium fragile
Lineage: Eukaryota; Apicomplexa; Aconoidasida; Haemosporida; Plasmodiidae
Exons: 1
Coding region: 1-1986 (661 amino acids)
Cellular component (GO): cytoplasm
Source: RefSeq, a predicted model, not a curated record
AUGGAUAUAGAAAAAUGCAAAUGCUUUUACGAAAUAUUAAACGUUGAAAGCACGGCCACGGUAGAGGAAAUAAAAAAGAGUUACAAAAAAAUUAUUCUUCAGUACCACCCAGACAAAAAUUCCCAUUUAUCUGAAGAGGAACAGAAAAGGUGCACAAAUAUAUUUCGACAAAUUCAGGAGGCAUAUGAAUGUUUGGUGGACGAGAGGAGGAGAAAAUGGUAUGACAAGAAUCGUUUACGAAUUAUUGCAGGAAGGGAACAUGAAGACAAGAGGGAGCAGAACAGACAUGCACGAAGAAGAAGUGGAAGCAGCGGAAGCAGCGACAGUGAAGAAGGAGGCGCAACCUCAGGUAUAAACAUUUGGGAAUAUUUUAGCAGCAGCUGUUAUGAAGGAUUUAAUGACACAGACGAAAGAAGUUUUUAUAAUGUGUAUAGAAAAUUAUUUGAAGAAAUAAUAAAAGCAGAAAAUGAUGAGCUCAGUAUGCGUUACCGUUAUGGAAAAAAGGGAAAGGGAAAGGAGCAAGAGAAUAAAAUUAAUGCACCCUCAUUUGGAAAUUCUCAAUCGAAAGGAAAAGACAUUGACCAAUUUUAUUUAUAUUGGUCCAAUUUUUCUACAGUUAAAAAAUUUGACUACUCAUAUGAAUAUAUGAAAAUGUAUGAACAAGAGAAUAGGUAUGUAAGACGGAAUUUAAAAAAAGUUGCCGAGAAGAGAAGUGUAAGGGAAAGGAAGGAGUUUAAUGAAAAUGUGAGGUCUUUGGUGGAGCAUUUGAAGAAGCAUGAUUCGAGGUACCUUAGCAGGGUUGUGGAGUUGGCUGAGGAGAAGAGGAAAAAUUUGGAGGAGAAGGAAAGGCAGCGUAGAGAACAAAUGCUUCAGAGGAAAUUUCUGUUUGAGCAGAAUGAGGAGAAGAGGGAGGAUGUCGGGGGGGAUGAACACUGGGAUGAGGCCUUGUCUGAGGAGGAACAACCAUGUGGCUACGUAUCCGGAAGCCAAGAGGGUGACAACGGUGAAGAGGUUGGACAUGGUGAGGGCGACAGGCAUGACGACAACGAGUACGGCGAAAUCAUUUACAGGUGUGAAGUGUGCAGGAAAAAUUUUAAAAGCAUGAAGCAGUACAGCUCGCACGAGAAGUCGAAGAAGCACAUGAGCAACUUUUUGAAGCAUGCCAAGAAGUAUGCCGAGGGGGGCAUUUUCGGCGCCGGGGGGGACGAGCCGCAGGGUCAGCCGUUGGAUGCUCAGCGAUUGGAUAGUCAGAUGGGUGAUGAGGUGGACGAUGAGAUGGAUGACCACAUGGAUGGCAAGACGGACGACCUAAAUAAUGCACAAAGCGACAACUCGGAUGGACGCCCAGACAAGCGCACCCCAAAAUCCAAAACGAAAAAAAAACAACACAAAAAGAGCACGACACCAGUGAACAACCUACCCCAGUCGAUCAACUGCGCGUCGGAGUCCUCACACCUGGAUGAAGACGUGUUGUCUUGGUACAAAGGGAAGAAGCGGAAUCGAAACAAAUUAGCGCAUGCAGCGGAAGAAGAAGGUGCGUCGGAUGAAGCAGAAAGUUUGCAGCGGGGGGAGUGUCCCCAGCAGGACGAUUCUGCACAGCCGGAGAAGAUCGCCGGACACGCUGCACAACCUGCAAACGCUACGGACUCGAGCGACGACUACGCAUCCUCCAAGCGAAAAAAAAAAUUGCAAAAGAAAAAAAAAAAAAAAGAAGGCAUUAACAAGAAAGAAAAGGAAGAAAAGAACUUGGAGGAGCCGACGGAAGACAAUAAGGGUGUAAGCGGGAAAGCAAACUCGAAAAGUAAAAUAAAAGAAAAUACAAAAGGUUUGGUGUGUAAAAUGUGCAGGGAAACAUUUGACUCGCGAAAUAAAUUAUUUGCACACAUACAAAAGGAAGGGCACGCAGCAAAUAAAGUUGUUGCUGAUGUGCCUGCAAAGGUGAAUAAAAAUAAAAAGGGCAACAGCAAGAGGGAGAAAUUGUCGUAA